CUUGAAUCAUGAUUGACUUACAAUAAAUCAGUGCUGUUGAGAUUCACUCUUCUAUUAGAUGUCACUUUUAUAUUUACUGUCACUAUACCCCCCCUGCUCACCAUGGUAUAAAUACUCCUCCUGUCUCUUUUUGGUUGCUGUUUCUUGCGAGUUUCAAGCGUGAACAAUGCCGGUCCCAUCACUAUUGCAGCUGUGCACGAAUACAGCAGUCAGGAACGUGAAAUAUCUGAAUGAUAUUGGCGAUGUUCCUUAUUCGCUGGCGCGUCCGUUCCUCCUGAAAAUCGAAAGCCCCGAGAAACUGAGAUCCUUGGAAUUACUGUCGCCACAGAUCACCCAGUAUGAUGACGAGUUAUGGAUGGACUUUAUCAAGCGCGAUAUCCCCCAGUGGGAUGACUACGAUCUGCCGGAACAUUCUGAUUCUUGGUAUGAGAUCUAUUGCAAUCUGCGGGAUAGUGUUCAGAAAUCCGUCGACGAAGAUGCCGAGAGGAUGAAGAUGGCCCUGGAUGGCAUCAACUCGGAACGCGCGAAGCACAGCGCCAAGUUCGUCACCGACCGACGGGUGCUACCCCUCCCGCGAGAGCGACCAACCGUCAGACAGCGGUAUGCGGUGUACGAUCGGAAGAUGGGCGGCGUCGCGCCGGUAUUCUCUCCAAGAUCUGGAAUCAGUUCGAGCGAUCCGUUUGGGCCAAGAAACGACACGAAGAAGAAGAGUAGCAUCUUCACGGCGACCAAGCGGAACACGGCCCUGGCUGUCCCAACGCAGCACCUGAACAAUCGAGCCACGCAGGUUCGACAGGCCCCACGGUCGUUGGUUGAUGAGCACCGGCGACCGAUCGAAAGCCCUCCGCUCACUAGGCGAAAAGAGUCACCCGCCAUGAUUGCGCCGGGCCGGUCGAGAUACCACAUCAGUCCCAACAUCAGCAGAGGACCCGUCCCUACGAUGACGCCAAACUUACAAGAGAGAGAAGCAAGGCUACGGAAGAUCGCCGCGGGCAAAAAGCCAAUACCUUCUCCUGCUUCACGACCGCUACCUUCGUCCGCUCCAAGCCCAGCUGCCGCGAAGAAAGAGGUCAACCCAGAGCCUCGAUCGCGACCGCCGACCUCCGCCAAAUCUACACAUACCACUACCUUAAACCCCCGGGCGGACCAUUCAUCGGCACAGGCACAGUCUCCCCCUCGACAGGCAAACUGCCCCCCUGAACAGGCCCAAUCCCCCCCUCGACCCGUCAUGGCCCGGAAGCGACCCGCUCCAAGUGUAUUCAUACAGCCAAAGAAGAAGCGGGUUACCUGAGAGUACAUACAUGACCAAACAGCAUUUGACAUAUGAUGCUGGCGUGACUGGCACUGGUGUUUUGGCGAUUGUCAUUUAUUAUUUUGGUUCUUAUCCUUUUUAUUAUUUUUUCCUUUUGGUCUAGAGCUAAGGCGCAUCGGCAUCGGACUUUGGAGUCGGAUCAUUAUUUUUUCUUUUGGCAGGGCACCUUUUUCCCGUGGGUAGUUUAUAGUUGGAUAAGAUACGGAGUAGACAGACAGUACAAGGAUAGCACAUACAUAACUGC
Aspergillus candidus is the source of this 1556-nucleotide messenger RNA. Its product is annotated as elongin A domain-containing protein. The transcript is spliced from 3 exons. Gene Ontology annotation, biological process: transcription elongation by RNA polymerase II. NCBI's taxonomy places the organism in Eukaryota, Fungi, Ascomycota, Eurotiomycetes, Eurotiales, Aspergillaceae. Bases 167 to 1291 code for a protein of 374 amino acids. Gene Ontology annotation, cellular component: nucleus; elongin complex. The record is from RefSeq and is a predicted model, not a curated record.